GAUUACCGCCCAGAAGCACCCCCUCUCCCUCUCCCUCUCCUGUUUUUCCUCGUCGAUUUCAAUUUCUUUAAAUCUUUGGCUUCUGUUUUCCUUCAUUUUCUCGGUGCUAACUAUAUUCUUAUCAAAAGAAGAAAGAAGAAGACAUCAACGUUUUGGUAGCCUUCUCUUUAUUAUUAUUAUUAUUAUUAUUUUUCGCUGGCGAGUGUAUGCAAUGCAAGUUGGGUUUUAAUUGAAGGGCAAAGCUUUUGUCAGAUAACCCCGAGAGAUAACUGUAAAAGAAAACAACUAAAGAAUUAAGCCUUCCUGACAAAUGGGUGUCUCUAAAUCAGAUCAAAGAACAAACACUUCAACCUCUCCUCCUCCUCCUCCUUCACGUUCUGUUUCAUAGGCCCAAAAUACUUUCUAAUCCACUGAAAGCUGUCUUAAAGAAGCAAGAAGUAAAAACUUCCUCUGUUUAUAGAGAGGCAGCAUCAUGGGAGAAACAAACGAGAAUAGAAAUAGGAGCAGCAGCAGCAGCAGAAGUAGCAGAGUAAUGGAGAGUCUUUCUUUGGAUAUUAACAGGUACCCAAGAGAUCUAUUACAAAGAUUCAUGUCAAGUGACGCGCAGCAAUAUCAAACAGCAACAAGUGAUGGAGAAGAAACAGAGGAGAUUGAAUUAAAUCUUGGGCUAUCACUUGGUGGAAGAUUUGGGGUUGAUAAGUCUUCAAAGAAACUAACGAGAUCUUCAUCAAUAGCUGGUUCAAUACCAUUGUUGAGAGACUAUGAUGCUUUAACCACUCCACCUGCACCUUAUCCUCUUCUCAUGAGGACUUCUUCUUUGCCUACGGAGACAGAGGAGGAGUGGAGGAAGCGGAAGGAAAUGCAGAGUUUGAGGAGAAUGGAAGCCAAGAGAAGGCGAAGUGAAAAGCAAAGGAAUUUGAGAGGAGAGUUGAGUCUGGAGGAAGUCAAAUUGAAUAAAGGGAAUUGGGUGCCGACGUGGGCUAGUAAGCAGAGUGGUGUUGUGAAUAGAGGUAAUAAUCUGGCAGGGCAGCAGCAGCAGCAGCAGCAAGCGUCACAAGGGUCCGUGGAGUCUCAAGGAGGGAGCUCUUCUGGAUUAUCAGAAAUGGUGAGCAAGCCUGUUCAAGGAUCAAGCAGUGGUGGUGAAGCACGAAGUCCCACAAGUAACCAGUCUUUGCAGGAACGAGGCAGUCAAGAAGAUUUAGAUUCUUCUGGGACAAAGAAAAAUGAAAAUGCGUGCAGAGCCUCCAGUACAGAAAUGGAGAAUUUUUCCAAGAAGCUUGAUUCUGCAGAAAAUAUAGGGAGGGAAAUUGGGACCAAUGCAAUGGAAGAUAUGCCUUGUGUGUUUACAAAAGGAGAUGGUCCUAAUGGGAGAAGAGUGGAUGGCAUCCUGUACAAGUACGGCAAGGGAGAGGAAGUAAGGAUCAUGUGCGUCUGCCAUGGCAGCUUUCUAUCCCCCGCAGAGUUCGUGAAGCAUGCAGGUGGCAGUGAUGUUAAUCACCCUCUUAGACACAUAGUGAUAAACUCUUCUGGUCCGUCCUUUGUGUAAUGUAAGUCGGUGUUUAUGUCAUCCUUUAAAAGAGAAGUAGGGAUGUGAAAUAGGAAGAGAAAAAUGAGAGAAUUUUAGGAAAUAGUUUGCUUUAUUUAUUUAUUUAUUGGGGGGCCUUGAAACGGAAACCGAAUAUGGCCCAACUACUUUUCAUCUUCCAGGAGUGUUUGAAAUGGUUUUUUGAGGCUGCAUGUUAUAUUUAUUUCCUAA
Populus trichocarpa (black cottonwood) is the source of this 1756-nucleotide messenger RNA. RefSeq names its product ninja-family protein AFP2. The transcript has 2 exons. Bases 473 to 1546 code for a protein of 357 amino acids. Gene Ontology annotation, cellular component: nucleus. Lineage: Eukaryota; Viridiplantae; Streptophyta; Magnoliopsida; Malpighiales; Salicaceae. Gene Ontology annotation, biological process: negative regulation of DNA-templated transcription; signal transduction; response to abscisic acid. The record is from RefSeq and is a predicted model, not a curated record.